AUGCUUACCCCAGACUUCCCUACCGAGUUACGCACUUCGUCCUAUUCUCCCCCGGAAAGCCAACUAAUGACUUCCUCGACCACGUCCGCUACGCUCGUCGACGCCUCCUUCUAUCAGCCCCAAUCGACGACUGGCGUCCUAUCAGCCGAGGUUCUAUGUCACAUCUUCACCUUUAAUGCGGAGAGGAGCACCUGCUCCCUCCUCGCUACGCUCGCCACGUCACACGUUUGCCGGUGGUGGAGGGCGCUCGCGGUGAGUUACCCGGAGCUAUGGAGGCCCUUCGCUCUCCUGGGCUGGGUGGAAGGGAAAGACGGGCAGCCAGGAGGAUACGACGCGUUCUCAUGGGAGAUCCUUUCGCGCUGUCGCGGCGCAACCAUCGACGCCGGGUGGAGGAGGAAAGAAAGUCUGGAGCUACGCACGACGCCGACCAAGGGGAGCAGCGCCAUACACCAAUGGACCAAGUCCAAGCUAAACCUCCUCCAUUCCCCGAACGAACUCGAGGGCGAACUGUGCAACCUCAACCUCAUGCGGUCCUACUUCCUCCCCAUGUUCGGUGGCUAUAACCAGUGGGCCACAGUUUCCACCUUUUUCGGGAUUCGUUCAAUGGCAGCGCAAAUGGAGGAUCUGGAGGUUGUGGCGUGGGCGGAUUGUCAGCGAGGGUUGUGGAUCCUUCCUGGUGAUAUGUUCGAGCAGGGGCCUGCCUUAGCGGAUUCGGAUAGCGAGGACGAAGGGAAGGACAGAGAGGAGGAAGAGGACAUGGUGGGGGAACCGAGGUUGCAGCGACUCUCUCUCAAGCAUUGCUGGAUCGACUUGUCAUCGCCCACUAUCCGACUCGACGGCCUACGCGUUCUGGAGAUAACCUCAACCGUGUACCUCGACAUCACUCCGACCAAGCCGGGAUCAAGAUGGUCGGAUUACUGGGCCAUCCUCGUCCGCUGCCCUGCAUUGGAGGAGCUCAAGCUGGAGUUUGCGCGGUUAGCGGAGGAAGACGAGGAGUCGGAGCUUCGUUCUAGCUCGCCUCCCAAGGCGCAGCUUCCGAACUUGCGCAGCUUGCAGUUGAAGAGUCGACUGAAGGAGGUUCAUUUGGUUUUCAAGACGCUGUCAAUCCCGGCGACUUGUCACCGGAGGAUUGAGAUUGAAGAUGGGCUACUGGGCACCUGCGACUUCCUCGAUCCCUCGGCGCAGUGGGGGAUGCUUUCGAAUAGGCUGUCGCCUGUGUUUCCGCAUCCUGCGAUGGGGCAUCGGUUUACUGGCGCACGACUCUUUUCUUAA
This is a messenger RNA of Coprinopsis cinerea okayama7#130, 1272 nucleotides long. RefSeq lists its product as hypothetical. Gene Ontology annotation, molecular function: protein binding. The record is from RefSeq and is a predicted model, not a curated record. Lineage: Eukaryota; Fungi; Basidiomycota; Agaricomycetes; Agaricales; Psathyrellaceae. The transcript has a single exon. Bases 1 to 1272 code for a protein of 423 amino acids.